This is a messenger RNA of Arachis stenosperma, 1970 nucleotides long. Its product is annotated as phosphatidylglycerophosphate phosphatase PTPMT2-like. The record is from RefSeq and is a predicted model, not a curated record. Gene Ontology annotation, biological process: protein dephosphorylation. The transcript has 6 exons. Gene Ontology annotation, molecular function: protein tyrosine/serine/threonine phosphatase activity; phosphatidylinositol-4,5-bisphosphate 5-phosphatase activity. Lineage: Eukaryota; Viridiplantae; Streptophyta; Magnoliopsida; Fabales; Fabaceae. The coding region runs from base 613 to 1611 and encodes 332 amino acids.
GAGUUUGUUUAGUGGCCCAUUUUUGUUUUUAUUUAAAAAAAAAAGAGAACACUAACUUUUCUGAACUCUCUUGAACCAAAAUCCUAAAUCUAGGGUUAGGGAUUCCAAUCCCCAAAUCCACUUUCUCCUCUGAUACUUUCCCCUCCCUCUAUUCUUUCCCCUCCUAAUCAUUCUCUCUCUCUCUCUCUCUCUCUCUGUGGCGGAAAUUACGACAAUCUAUUCACCCAUCAUUCUAGCCUAGUUUCCAGCGUCCCGAACAAACCAUUUCCAUUAUCAUGGUCUCAAUUUCCUGGCAAAAUCUCGUAGAGUUCUGUUUUUCUCGUUCUAGCUCUUGUCCUAGUACCAUUCUCUGUUCGAAUUGGUGUGGAUUUCGGGUUUCAUAGGUUCCGUGAUUCGUCAAUUGGCAAUUUGGGACAGAAUACGACUCUCUCUCUCUCUCUCUCUCUCAUCUUUGUGUCCGUGGAGUUGGAUGCAAUAGAUUCGUUGAUAUGUGUUGUCGAUAACUGUGUGAAUAUAUCUAAUUUGUCAAUUAGGGCUUCCAUUUCUCCUUUUUGUUUUGUAAAUCUGUUCAUAGUACUGUAUAAGUUGUUUUUACGAAUUUGUAAGUGAGUUAUGCGUAUAGAAGAAUUGAAGUGUGGUGGUGAGGUGGAAGGAAAUGGAGAGGAAGAGAGGUCAUCAAGCUUUGGGGGCUAUGAUGCAAAGAAGGUUUUGGUUGGAGCGGGGGCUCGCGCGCUUUUCUAUCCCACGCUGCUUUACAAUGUUGUAAGGAACAAGAUUCAGGCCGAAUUUCGAUGGUGGGAUAAGGUUGACGAGUUCAUAUUAUUAGGUGCUGUUCCAUUUCCAAUUGAUGUUCCCCGUCUGAAGGAGCUUGGUGUUCGUGGGGUUGUCACAUUGAAUGAGUCAUAUGAGACUUUGGUUCCAACAACAUUAUAUUAUGCUCAUGGAAUUGACCAUCUAGUGAUUCCUACUAGAGAUUACUGUUUUGCUCCAUUGUUGCAUGAUAUAUGCCGUGCUGUGGACUUCAUACAUGAAAAUGCAUUAUCUGGACACACUACAUAUGUCCACUGCAAAGCUGGGCGUGGUCGCAGCACAACUGUUGUUAUUUGUUAUCUGGUGCACCACAAACUAAUGACACCGGAGGGUGCAUAUGAUUAUGUGAAGUCAAUUCGACCAAGGGUGCUUUUGGCUUCAUCUCAGUGGCAAGCUGUUCAGGAUUACUACCGCUACCUCAUGGGGAGAAGAUUUGUUGGACAUGCACCUUUUGCAGAUCUAUUUGUAAAGACUAAGGCUUCUGAGGCAGCAAUAGCUUCAAGAAAUCAUAUGAUGUUUGACGAUAAUUCUGUAGUUGUGAUAACUGAGUCAGAUCUUGAAGGAUAUGAUCCAAGCAUUCAAUUGCAAACUAUGCCUAGUGAAAUUUGGGCAGAUUUAAGUGUGGUUUACCGUGUAGGGGUUGCUGGACGGGCAGCACUGGCAAGAAUCUCAUGCCUUUGGCUGCAGUGUGGUCCUAACCAGAAGAUUUCUGCGGAGAAACUUACCAGUGAUGACAGUUGCUCAAUCCGGAGUAAUAGCAAUAACUUGGGAGGAAUUAGUAUCAAUAUCCAUGUGUACUGAAAAACCAACUUAGUUGCCCACAAGUUUGACACUUGCCCAAUAAUAAUUCAUGUUUUGUGGGUCUGUCUGUAUCUACAAGUAUUGUUUUUCCCUUUUCUUUUUCCCUUAUGUAUAUUCUGAUGCUUGCUCACCUUAACUAAAAUGAUAUCUUAUACGGAUCAAUCAAUUCUGAAAUAUAGGACAACUGCUAUUUUAUGAACUUAGGCAUUGAUGUUCUAUUUUAUGUAGUGAUAGGUUUCUAGAUUCUUUGUUGAUCUGAAUUUCAUGUACAUAAACUACAUCAACCCUGAUCUCUAGACCAGAGCAAUUUUUUUCAUCAUCUAUUUCAUAAAUAUUACUAAUCUUUUUUUGUUUUUUUU